Messenger RNA from Neocloeon triangulifer, 7069 nucleotides. RefSeq names its product potassium voltage-gated channel subfamily H member 6 (gene sei). The transcript is spliced from 28 exons. Gene Ontology annotation, biological process: potassium ion transmembrane transport; membrane repolarization during action potential. The record is from RefSeq and is a predicted model, not a curated record. Lineage: Eukaryota; Metazoa; Arthropoda; Insecta; Ephemeroptera; Baetidae. The coding region runs from base 309 to 4775 and encodes 1488 amino acids. Gene Ontology annotation, cellular component: membrane. Gene Ontology annotation, molecular function: inward rectifier potassium channel activity.
UCGAGGAUGAGUCGCGGCGGGCGCGGCGCUUUCGCGGCCAACGCCACACCAGCACCAUGCCCUCGAGAGGUGCAAUAGUAUAGUGUGGGUGGCGCGCGCGAACUCAUGUGCCUUCUCACCACCUGCAACUUGAUGGAUUUGGUCGUCGUUAUUUCCAGUUGACUGUUUCGCACCCCCCGUCUCCUCGGAGCCUGUGCCGCCGCCGACCACCGAAUUCCCCCAGUUUGUUCCGUUUCGCGUUCGCCGAGGCGACUCGGUGCAGCCUCCAGUAGCCGUCGUCCCCCUGACUGAACGCACAGAACAACAACAUGCCGGUCCGAAGAGGUCACGUGGCACCACGCACAACCAUCAUCGAGACCAUCAUCCGCAAAUUCGACACUCACAAUCGGAGUUUUCUGGUGGCGAACGCUCAGCAGGAACAAUGCCACAUAAUCUACUGCAGCGACGGCUUCAGCCGCCUCUCGGGCUUCAGCAGGGCGGAGGUGAUGCAGCGGGCGGCGGUGUGCGACUUCCUGCACGGCACGCUGACCUCCCAGCACGCGGUCACGCAUGUCAGGGAGGCGCUCGCCGCCGGCGUCGAAAAGCACUUUGAGAUUCUCUACUACAAGAAAGACGGUACAAAGUUCCUGUGCAGUGAAGUCAUCGCGCCCGUGAAGAGCGAGGUGGACGACAUUUGCCUGUACAUUCUCAACUUUGAGGAUCUCACUGCAGUCACGCCGCCCAUUGACGACAGAGCCGGCGGCAGCGCUUCUGCACAACCCCUGCCCAUCGGUGGUACUGGGCCUCCUCACCAACCUGUGAAUCGCCUCGGACGGCUGGGCCGUGCGAGGCAGUCAUUCAGACAGUCAUUUAAGAUGGGACCAUUAAGAAGAGGGCGUGCCUUUUUGGAGAACGCGAUAGCACCACCGCAGGCCACGCCGAUUCGCGAGGAAAUCUCUUUGGACGAGAGGAGCGAAGUGCUGGAAGUGAGUUUCCCCGAGAAGCCCCCGCUGUCUGCGCUGCACCACCGCGCCUCGUUUCCACCGCGCACUCCGGCGACGGCGCUACCUGCCCUGACGGCACCACCCACAGGGGGUCUGAAUCGGACAAAGGAGGGAGACAGCAGUCCCGAGUCGUCGCCAACACAAAAGCCGCCCCCGCAAGGCGGCGACAUCAUCCCUUACAACCACCCGCCGCUGCGGCCGGCGUCCUCGCUGGACGCCAUUUCCAAACAGAAACUGGCAGAGGCGGCCGCCGCGGCCAGCCAGAACGUGCCUAGCAGGAGUGCCACCAUGAGUGCGCUAACAUGCAGCUACCCUGAGCCCACCCUCGAAGACACAAGGAUUCGGCCACACACGCUAGAUAAUUUUUCAGAAGCUGCGGCGCGAAACCACGUUUCCAAAUCCUUCCCGAACGCUUCAUCAGAGUCGGACCUGGCGAGGUACCACGCGGCCCUUUGGGCCGACCAGAGACGCGACCGGAAAUCCCCUUCGCUUAGCAACGUAGCUUCAGAUAGCCUAAGACAUAAGUUUUCUAUUCAAGACAAUGGAUCGGCAAAAUUUUUUCAAGGUGCUCUCCACACUCCUAACAUGGGUGAAAAAGUUGCUCAGGUGUUGUCAUUAGGAGCGGACGUCCUACCAGAGUACAAGUUGCAGUCCCCGCGGAUCCACAAAUGGACCAUCCUGCACUAUUCGCCGUUCAAGGCGGCGUGGGACUGGAUCAUCCUUAUCCUAGUCAUGUACACGGCCAUUUUCACGCCCUACGUGGCCGCCUUCCUCUUGAACGAGCCCGACCACAACAAUCGCAAGAGCAAAAAGUACGGCGACGACCCCAUUGUUGUCAUCGACCUCAUCGUGGACGUCACGUUCAUCAUCGACAUUCUGAUCAAUUUCCGCACGACCUACGUCAACUCGAACGACGAGGUCGUGUCGCACCCUGGCAAAAUCGCCGUGCACUACCUUCGAGGCUGGUUCCUGAUCGACCUGGUCGCGGCCAUACCCUUCGACCUGCUGCUCUUCGGCUCAGACACCGACGAGGCAAGUGAAAAUACCACCACGCUGAUUGGGCUCCUCAAGACUGCCAGACUGCUCCGGCUUGUGCGAGUCGCUCGAAAAAUUGACAGAUACUCCGAGUACGGCGCCGCAGUCCUUUUGCUCCUCAUGGCCACUUUUGCUCUCAUCGCACACUGGCUCGCCUGCAUUUGGUAUGCAAUAGGCAAUGCAGAGCGGCCUCUCUUAAAAAGUAAAGUAGGGUGGUUGGAUCUCUUAGCAAACGAUACUCACCAAUUUUACUACCCCAACAACACUGGCGGGCCUUCGAUAAAGUCUCGUUACAUCACAGCGUUGUAUUUUACGUUUAGUAGUCUGACGUCGGUAGGGUUCGGCAACGUAGCGCCCAACACGGAUGCAGAGAAAAUUUUUACCAUUUGUGUGAUGCUUGUGGGAUCACUUAUGUACGCCAGUAUAUUUGGUAAUGUAUCAGCGAUAAUUCAAAGACUUUAUUCCGGUACUGCGAGGUACCACACACAAAUGUUGAGAGUGAGAGAGUUUAUUCGUUUCCACCAAAUUCCAAAUCCAUUAAGACAGAGGUUAGAAGAGUAUUUUCAGCAUGCGUGGACGUACACAAACGGCAUAGACAUGAACAGUGUCCUCAAGGGAUUCCCCGAGUGUCUGCAAGCAGACAUUUGUUUGCAUCUCAAUAGAAAUUUGCUCAACACCUGCUCUGCAUUUAGUGGGGCAUCACCAGGCUGCCUGAGGGCAUUAUCUAUGAAAUUCAAAACAACCCACGCGCCGCCGGGUGAUACUUUGGUCCAUCGAGGCGAUGUGUUGACGUCCUUGCAUUUCAUAUCGCGUGGCUCGAUAGAAAUCCUCAAGGACGACAUUGUCAUGGCCAUCCUAGGAAAAGACGACAUUUUUGGAGAGAACCCGUGCGCUCACCCCACCCUAGGCAAGUCCUCGUGCAACGUCCGGGCUCUGACAUACUGUGAUCUGCAUAAAAUACACCGUGAUGACCUGCUCGACGUGUUGGAUCUGUACCCCGAGUUUCACGAAUCCUUCACCACCAACCUCGAAAUUACCUUCAACAUGAGAGAUGAGGAAUUGGCAGGCGUGGACCCCCUGGUUGCUCGUCGGCGACCACCCUUAGCCUCGAGGUCAAACUCGCAAGACAGAGACUCUGAUGUGAGAAAGGCUGCGUACAAAUUGCCAAAGAAGAGAAGAACCACCCAGGCGAGCACCGGUUCCGGCGCCUACACCGUGGCCGACCUGAGGGAACAGCGCCAGGACGAUGAGGAUUCCAGUGAAGAACAUUCAGAAUUUGAUAAGUCUGGACACGGCAUACUGGAGCUCUCGCCGGACAAAGCGGGUCGUGACGUCACUCCUCUCAAUUUGGAAUUCAAAGAUGAAGCGAAAUCUUCAGCUCUCAACUCCUUGUCAGGCAUGCUCAACCAAUUGAAAAGGAGCUUCACAGACCUCCGUAUGCAUAAAAGCAACAGCAGUCACAGCACUGAACACCACCAACGAUUGCGCGAGCAAGACGAGCAUGGAUGCAUUCUUGCUAUUUGUGAUGAUAAAGACUACGGUAUGUGGAUGAGAAAGCAGAAACCUUUAACCACCUCAGCCACCACCGUCACUACUUCUUCUUGCUCUAAGACUCAGCAAGCAACUUCGACACCACCAACAUCGCCGCAGGACUCUGUAGUCGCUUUGGAUUUUUGCAAAUCUAAGCAUGGCACUCUAGCAGUUUCUGUCCGUUGCUUAAAAAAGCAGGAACCUCCUUUACUAACUAACACAUCAACAGCAGGCGUGGAGGGAGUGGUGCCUCAAAUCGAGGAAACCGCCCUCGAGAGGAGCAGCGAGGACGUCAAAAAGGAAAGUCCACAGAAAACCAACCUUUUGGCCCCAUCGCCGUACGCAACGCCUGAGCCUUCGCCGCAACCUCAGGGCACAAGUUGCACGUGUCCUCCUGUUGACGAAAUCAAUGCUAGGAUUGAUCAGCUCAGCAGGCAACUGUACAAUUUGGAGCACCAGGUCGGAAGCGACAUGCGGCUGAUCCUCUCGCUGCUGCAGCAGCAACACCCAAUGCCCCCACCCCUGAGGCGGGAAACAUCCUCGUCCGCGUCUUCGCUUGGACCUGACCUUAGAGAAACUUCAUCCGAUUACACAACUUCCCGAUCGAUAAGACACAACAGACCUCCUAUGCUGCACCCCAUUGCCCCCCACCAAGAAGCAUUCCCAAGCGACAACCAAAGGCCUUACAGACUGGAAGGAGUCGAGGGGAGCGUGGAAAGUCCGAGCGGUGACGACGCUGAGCGGGCGAUCGCCAGCGGCGGCUUUUCCAGCAGCCCCAGCAGUCUGGGUCCAACUUGCUCCAGCCAUAUGAGAUGCAGCUGCAGUUGCAGUCCGAAAUGUCCGUCCUUACCCCAGGCAGUGGCUGAACGCUUGUCCAUGCCCACUGGACAGCAGCCUUCACGCAGCCAGUCCCAACCGUCUGACUUACCGCAGGCUCACUUGAAAGGCACCAAAAGACGAGCAGGGUCACUCCAGCUGAAGGAGAUUCCCAGCAGUUGGCUCUCUUCAACGACCACGCCACUCAGACCGAGACACGACUCGAGAGAGUCGAAGGAGUCCAAGGGUAGUGAGGCCGAGUCUUGGGAGUUCAGGUCAGCCACUGAGGCGCCCAUCGCGCGCCUCGAGUCGCUUGACGAACUUGACCAAGUUUCACAGGGAGCUGACAGUCCACAUUCCACAGAAAAGCCUUGGGCAGAGCAGCAAAAGAAGCGAUCGUCUGACGUGUAGGGCAAAGCAGAACUCGGCAACUAAAUGAAGAAGUUAGAGAACAUUCAAGGCACCUACCGCACACUCGCGAACACUCACACAGCAGCCAUAUGAAGCAAAGGAACAAAACGUAAUUUAUGAUAACCAAGUAGAGCGCACUUUUAUCAAUGCAUUAAAAUGUUAUUUCUUUGCCCAGCAUCUUAAUAAUAUUUUAAUCGCUGAAGAGAAUUCGCAUGUAAGAGAAGCGUCAACAGAUUUACCCUUGCCAAAAAUGGUUUGUUUUCCCCAUUCUGGAGUGUUUUCUACAAUUUUCCAUUUUCUCAACCCUUUCAAAGUGCAUUACUUUCAAGACCUGUUCACGCUUCUUGCCCACAUAAAUAAAUUGUCGUACGCAGCGGCGGCGUUUUGAAAAAGCGUCUGCAUCUCUCUCAUUCGCACUAAAUUAUCACAGUACGCUUUCGAAUUAGCUGAUUGGGCUACUGUUCUAGAAGCUUUCGUAGGCACCAUCCGUGGUUUAAGGAUACUUAAAAAUCUGCUAAGUAAAAGGGCACUGCGUGUCUUUACUUCCCAUCGUGAGAAAUUACAAUACUUUGUUAUGUGAAAAAUGCACAACGACGAGUGGAUCAAUUGUUAUGUUUCUUACCAAUUAUUAGGAGCAAAAAGAGACAAACAUGCAAGGGUGUGAAUAAUCAUUUGUUGGCCGUCGAAGAUCUUUCUUUCCACUGAACAGUUUAUUAUCCCCUUUGACAAACGCACCCAAAUAAUCGCAGUACUUCAACUUUUUUCCAUAAAAACUUAUCGACCACGUGCCCCCUGUAAAUAUUUAAUCGCGCAUUCAUGAGUUAGAACGAGUAGAUAAUUGGCAUAAUAACUUUUAACGAUAUAUUAAAAAGCUGGCAGCCAUUUUCUCAAAAAGGAUAAAUCUAAGUAAUAGAGUUAUUGCCUAUAUUUGAUCUCUGUAAAAAAAGAAAAAUAACAACAAGAGCGGUAACAAGCUUUAAUAAUUUAUAUAGAAGAAAAUAUAAUAUAAAAAAUUCUAGCCAUUCAAUUAAAGCAAACGCUUCAGUCUAGUCACAUUUCUCUCGCAAAUAAUAAUAAAAAAAUUAAAUUAGAUGUAUAAUUAAUUAAGUUUUAUAUAUAAAUGCAACGUUCACUUCCUGUGGGAAAAUGGUUGCUAGUUUUGCUAUAGCAGCUUGGAAUUAUCAAAAAUUUUAGGAACCUGCCGGGGAUUGUUUGUGACGGAGUGAACAGAAUCCCAUUUCUGCACCGCUGCGGCUACUUGUCUAAAGAAAUCUAAUAUUAUGUACUAUCGACACAAAUCUAAAUGUAGGUGGAGACAUCGUUUAUUAACAAACACACAUUGCAUGCAUGUUCGCAAACACACGGAAAAAAAUAGAUAAAAACUUAAAAAAUCUGUUGUGUGUAUUAAGCUCAUAUUGUUGCAACAAAGGCAAGUUUUUUAUCAAGUGCAAAAGAGAAUUAUAUUCUUCAUAUAGGCGCAGAGCUUUUGGACAAGACAGGUCUGUGCAAUUAAAACGAAAAACAAAAGCUUGCAGAAUUCUAAGUUUGGCGCUUCACCAAUAAUAACAGGAAAAAAAAUCUGAUCAUGUACUUUUGGUGACAAACAAACGAUUAUAAUGUGAAUGUAGAGUCGAGGGACGGAAAUAUGGAAACAGGUUUCUUGUGUUUUUUUUUAAUACUGUGUUACUCUCCUCUGGUUAUGUAAAUUGAACGCGAAGCAGUUUUGUAUGGUUGAUUGAUAGUUACUCUCUCAGGUACAUAAUUAUAUAUAUUUAUUAAAGUUUAGCAGAAGAAAGGUCAGUGACUAGAAUGAAUUAAGUGCGUUUUAGCCACACAAACACACACGUCGCAGGUGGGGAACUGUGGUGAGAUUAUAGCAAAAGUGAGCGAGUUCUAGUGUUAUUACGAGUAAUUUAAUAUUUAAUAACUUUAUAAUACGGUUGUGAAAAACUGUAACAAAAAAUAGGGCCAACAAUUAAUUACUUAAUCCAACACAAAGCACUACUUCUACUACUACUUUGAUAUAACGAAAAAUAAAUCGUCUUCUCCCUCGAGCAGCGAAAUUAGAAAAGCGAAUUUCGCUAAAAUAUUUUUUCGGACAGAAGAAUAAGCGUGUGCAAAGAAGGGUUAACAGACACAAAUUGGGGUACUCGAUUUAUGGAAGUUAAUUUUUUUGAAUCACACUCACAUAAAAAAUGCCACACAAACCCAGCUUUAAAAAGUAAAAAAAGCUUCUCUUUCAACACGACCAAAAAUUGAUUGAUAAAAUUUGAACGUUAAAAAAAAAACGAUCA